Scomber scombrus (Atlantic mackerel) is the source of this 2392-nucleotide messenger RNA. Its product is annotated as trichohyalin-like. The record is from RefSeq and is a predicted model, not a curated record. Lineage: Eukaryota; Metazoa; Chordata; Actinopteri; Scombriformes; Scombridae. The annotation marks the transcript as partial. The transcript is spliced from 16 exons.
GUGGUAGUGUUGAAGCCGCCCGUCCUGGACGACGCCCCCCUCAGGUCGGCCAUGGAAGUGUCGAUGAUCAUCGACGAGGCCGACCAGCGCAGGAAUGUGUUGGGGAGGAGACGCAAGAGCUCGCUGGUUGCCUGGGAGACGAGUCUGGAGGACGUGUUGGAGGAUGAGGACGGUGAGGAGUGGGACGAAGAUGAGGAAGAGGAGGAGAGUGUGAUGGAGGGAACAGUGUUAGAGGCAGGAGGAGAGGAAGAGGAGCAGGAGGAAGAGGAGAGGACCAUGGAGGAGGAACCGAAGCAGGUAGAGGGAGCAGCGCUGCGUUUGCUUCUUGAAGCUCAGAUCAGAGAAGAAGUCAGUAACGAGUUUAUGGAGCUUUUUACCUCCAUGGAGAAAGAUUACAGGGAGCGUCUUGAGAAGGAGAAGGAAAUCCUGGAGGAGCGAGCCGAGAGGAGAGUCGAGAUCCUCAAAAAUCUGGGGGCGGAGCUGACCUCCCACUGUGUGAGGAGCACAGGAGGAGAGGAGGAGGAGGAGAGGAGGAAACGGCAGCGUGAAGAGGAGGAGGAAGACAGAGGAGAACCAGCCAAAAAGAGAGUUGUUCUAGAGGAGGAGAUCUUGAGGCUCAACGUGGAAAACAACAAGAAGGAGGAGACCAUCGUCCAGCUGAGGGAAAGAGGGGAGAGGGUGGAGGAGGAGCUCAGGAGACGGGCAGAGGAGGUGGAGAAGGAGCAGAUGAAGGUGGAGAAGGAGCGGAUAAGGGUGGAGGAGGAGCUGAGGAGGAGGGAAGAGGAGGUGGAGAAGGAGCGGACGAGGUUGGAGGAGGAGGUGGAGAAGGAGCGGAUGAGGGUGGCGGAGGAGCUGAGGAGGAGGGAAGAGGAGGUUGAGAAGGAGCGGAUGAGGGUGGAGGAGGAGCUGAGGAGGAGGGAAGAGGAGGUGAAGAAGGAGCAGAAACUGAAAGACGAGUGUCCUGGCUGCGCCUCCCUGUUUUCGUCUCUGCAGACAGAUCAGAGAGAAUCAUGCCGACUGACGAAGGAGAACAAAGCUCUGAUUAACGGCAUGUUCCAACUACAGACACAGGUGACGGAGCUCCAGAAGCAACUCAUAGAGCAGACUGGCAGGUCUGACAGCCUAUCAGAGCAACUGAACACCUCAAAGACCCGCCUCCAGCAGCUGGAGAGCCAAUCAGAAGAGAAGACCAAUAUCGUCAAGAGUCUGACACAGGAAGUGGGGCAUCUGAGGCAGGAAGUCAAGGAGGGGGAGGGGCAGAGCAGCAGUGUUUUCCACGCCUCCAUGGAGCAGCUGAAGAAGGAGAGCGAGGCGGCGCUGCAGAGGUCGGCUCAGACGUGUCAGCUGAUGGAGGAGCUGCAGAGAGAGAAGAACCGGCUGGAGGAGACUCUGACUCACAGUGAGAAGAGGUGCGAGCGGCUCACAGAGGAACUGGCCAAUCAGAAAGCAGAAUUCUGUGGUCAGCUGCAGAGCCUGAAGGCAGAGCUUGAGUCUGAGCGCGGAGCUCCGCGAGGGGGACUAAAGGAGAGACGAGAGGAGGAGGAGAACCUGCAGAAAGAGGAGAACCUGCAGAGGGAGGAGGAGGAGAACCUGCAGAGGGAGGAGGAGGAGAACCUGCAGGAGGAGGAGAACCUGCAGAGGGAGGAGCAGGUGGAUGAGGAGAGGACAGUGUCAGUGGUGGAGGAGCUGAAGCAAGAGAUCCAGAGAGUUCAGGAGAGGCGGGAGGAGCAGGGGAGGAGCAGGAGGAGCAGAGAGUUUGAAGCUGUAAAGAAAGAGAUGGAGAGACUGAAGGAGAGAAAGACUCAAACACAGAGUGUGCUCAGGUCCGGUGGGCGUGUCCUUCAUCCAGAACAGGAUGUUCCAGUGUCAUCUCUGAGGUCCAACAUGGCUGACAGGAAGAGGAAGAGCAGUGAGGUGCAGGAUCUGGUCUUCAGUGAGAACAAGAGGAACCGGCUGAGAACAAACAAACGUAACAAACAGGAGCAGAAAGACGGGACUCUGCAGAAGAUCGGAGACCUGAUCCAGAACUCUCCGUCCAGGCUCCGCAGCAAAGCUAAAACCAUCAUCGGGCUGGUCAGUGGACACCCGGUGGAGAAGGAGACGGUUACCACGGCAACCAAACUCAGACGAGGACGGAGGAAGCUGUUUCAGAGCGGCGUCUCGUCUCCGCUGCUCGACUCCCCGCAGAUGUCGGCGGUGGCGGAGGAGGAGAAGGAGAGCGAUCACCUCAUCAUUAAGAGACAGCUGCGCUCAAAGACCUGCAGGAAAUGACAUCAUCAUGAUGUGAUGACACUACAGUGAAUUUGUUGGAUUUUUUAUAUAUUUGUACAGUUUUCAUCUGAUUUUAGUUUUUUAGAUUGUUUUUGUUGCUGGAAUCAAUAAAAAGCUGAAG